UCUGAAGAAGCUGCAGCGCAGAACUUCAGUUUGCGCGUAUCACUCACCGGUGGCGGUCAUCUCUUGGAAUCUCUCUAGUCUAGUUCGAAGCUCGAAUUUGGAAUUUGGCAAUGGCACCACCAUGCUCUGCAGACGUUGUGUUCACGGUUGAACCGGUCAAGGUUGAACCCGUGCGAGAGAAGCAAUCGCACACGUACGAUGAAGCGCUGGAGCUGGCCGGAUUCGGGCGAGCACACGUUUUCUUAGUCAUUCUGUCCGGGUUUUCAAUCAUGGCCUCGAUCAACGAAGCCAUGGGAAUGAGUAUUAUUCUGCCGGCCAGUCAGUGCGAUCUGGGGCUGGAUCCUGGAGAAAAGGGAAUGAUCGGUGGAGCGGUGUUUUUGGGAGUCAUGACAUCGUCGUAUUUCUGGGGCUAUCAGGCGGAUACUCGAGGAAGACAGUUCGUGUUGAAAUAUGCGUUGAUAGCCACCUCGAUAUGUUCGGUUAUCUCGAGUUUUGCGAACGACUUUGCUUCGUUGUUAGUGAUGCGGUUCAUCACGGGGUUGUGUGUUGCAGCGCCUUCGGCUACGGUUUACGCAUAUCUGGGAGAGUUCUGCAUGCCAAGUAGACGAGACCAGAUGAUUUCUUACGCAUCAGUUAUACCUUCCAUUGGAAUAAUCUAUGUUGGAUUAAGUGGAUGGUUAACACUUUCUUUUGAUUGGAGUAUCAUCAUCACGGAAACGAUCACCUACAAACCAUGGCGUUUGUUAUUUAUUUUGUAUACCGCCCCGGGAUGUUUAGCUGGAAUUGUUUUCUUCUUUUUUCCGGAGACUCCAAAGUUUUUGCUGUCCAAAGGUCGAGAUGGAGAGGCAUUGGCUGUAUUACAGAAGCUUUACCAAAUUAACCAUGGAUGUGCAAAAGAAGGAAACUACGAAGUAACGGCUCUUCAGCCCGAAGUAAAUGAAGUUGAAUUUGAAUCUGAAUCGGGCCUGUUGGGAAUUUUAAAAUCGAUGAAGAAUCAAACUAUUCCACUACUGAAGUUUCCAUAUUUGAAGUACUUCUUAGUUUGCUGCGUUCAUGGUGCCAGUGCUUUUACCAUAUAUGGCGGCCUGGCUCUUUGGUUUCCACAAAUCAUGAAUCAAGUAUCGUCUAACCCGUCGGAUGGCACGAAGAUUUGCUCCGUCCUGCAGCAGCAGGACGUCGUCCCGGUUGAUUAUUCUACCACUGAUAUUUGUGAUUCAACCAUUGAAAAGGAAACCUUCAUCUACACGGCAAUGCUCGGAUCAUUCGGUGGAAUUUACUGCUUAGUUCUCUCGAUAAUCCUUCGUCGAUUCCGUACCUCAACGAUAAUGAUCUUCAAUAUGACCAUCUCUGGUAUUGCGGGCCUUCUGCUACAGUACUUUACCAACAGUUAUAUUGUUGCAGUGCUAUUUUGUGUGCAGAUUAUGUUCGCCGGCAUUUGUGUCAUGUUGGUGAAUGCUGGAGCCGUGUCGCUAUUCCCAACUAAAGUGCGAGGCAUGGCCGUCAACAUGGUUAACAUGAUUGGACGGUUGAGUUGCUUUAUCGCUAGUGCAGUUAUAGGACCUCUGUUGUUGCAAAACUGCCCGCUAACGUUCUACUGUUUGUCGUUCAUGCUCUUUGUCAGUGCUGCAGCUACGUUCCUUCUACCAAAGGAUAAGUGACAGCCGUAGUUUGCAUCGGAACAUGAGUACCUAGUCGACUGUGAUCUUCUCAGAAAUGAUUACGAUUCGAAAUCUACGGGAUCACCGCUAAGCGCAUGAUCCCUUUAGACUAUUAGAAGACUGACUGAAAUCUCGUCAAUACAAAUUCUUCCGAAAAAGAAUUACAUACUCCAAAAUACUUUCCUAAUAAUAUAAAUCAAAUAAAUGUCAAUCAAAACUGAUAACAACUACA
Armigeres subalbatus is the source of this 1890-nucleotide messenger RNA. Its product is annotated as synaptic vesicle glycoprotein 2A-like. The transcript has 4 exons. Gene Ontology annotation, molecular function: transmembrane transporter activity. Gene Ontology annotation, biological process: transmembrane transport. Gene Ontology annotation, cellular component: membrane. Lineage: Eukaryota; Metazoa; Arthropoda; Insecta; Diptera; Culicidae. Bases 111 to 1658 code for a protein of 515 amino acids. The record is from RefSeq and is a predicted model, not a curated record.